AAUUAAAUAAAGUCGAAAACUGGUCAGAAGCGAAGUACACAAAAGUCGAUAUACCAAGGGAAUGCAUCGAACGCUGGAAAUCAAUUCAGCCUUUGCCAGAGUUUCAUUUACCAUUGCCAAAUAUAUUCCUUCCCAGCGAUUUCUCUUUAAUAUCAAUACCAGCAAAAGUUCCAAAAUAUCCUAAAAUUACUAAGUAAUAGUAUGUUAGAGCUUUGGUAUCACCCAUGUUCCAAGAUUUGUUUGCCAAAAUGCUAUGUGAAUUUCCAUUUUAUUUCUUCUCUGGGACUUCUGUCGCCAAAGGAUGCAGCUCUAAUGGAUGUGUACUGUGAUAUAUUAUCGCAUCUAUUGGUCGAAGAAUUAUAUCCAGCCGAAGCAGCGGGGAUUGAUUAUAAGAUUAGAGUCACUGAGAAGGGUAUUACAAUAACAAUAUACGGAUUUAACGAGAAAAUGCCACUCUUGUUGAAGACUAUUGCGGAAUACAUGAUAGCCUAUCCACCUCUCCUUUUUAAAGAUUUAUUUGAAAUUAUUAAAGUGCAACGACUCAAGAUGUAUUACGACGAAUUUAUAAAUCCUGUGAAACUUGUCAGAUCAGCGUAA
Acromyrmex echinatior (Panamanian leafcutter ant) is the source of this 597-nucleotide messenger RNA. RefSeq names its product nardilysin-like. NCBI's taxonomy places the organism in Eukaryota, Metazoa, Arthropoda, Insecta, Hymenoptera, Formicidae. The record is from RefSeq and is a predicted model, not a curated record.